GACGUCAGCAAACGCAGACAAACAGAACAUACCCAGGAUAGCGCAAAAGACGGUUUACCCAAUCGGAAUAAACGCAGCGGAAUGAUUGCGACACUCCUUUUCCAUUGAAAAGUAGUCCACUUGCUCGUUGGAUUUAUCGGUAGUCGCAGGUCAGACCAUAGACAUUCACUGAAAUUAUCUACAAUGGCGGAUCAGUUGACAGAGGAACAGAUUGCAGAAUUCAAGGAGGCUUUCUCCCUGUUUGAUAAAGACGGUGAUGGCACAAUCACAACUAAAGAGUUGGGAACUGUCAUGAGGUCGUUAGGUCAGAAUCCCACUGAGGCAGAACUACAGGACAUGAUUAAUGAAGUUGAUGCUGAUGGUAAUGGCACAAUUGACUUCCCUGAGUUUCUCACAAUGAUGGCGAGAAAGAUGAAGGACACAGACAGUGAAGAAGAAAUUAGGGAAGCAUUCCGAGUAUUUGACAAGGAUGGGAACGGCUUCAUCAGUGCAGCUGAGUUGCGCCAUGUGAUGACAAACUUGGGAGAAAAACUUACAGACGAAGAGGUCGAUGAAAUGAUCAGGGAAGCUGACAUUGAUGGUGAUGGACAGGUGAACUAUGAAGAAUUCGUCACAAUGAUGACAUCCAAAUAAAAGCGCCAUCUGUGUUUGUGAACUGUGAACAUCAACCAGAGACUGGAGUUUUUGUGGCUUGUACAAACGAUCGAGUAUUUGCCGUAAGCGACGUUCCACUACGUAUCUAGGACGUGGUGUCAUACGCAACAUCCAACUACUUCGCUGACUUUGGAUAUAUUUUCCAUUUUUACUGUACCUACCCAUCUAAUAAAUAUUUCAAGACUUCUGUUUGCUCCUAACUGCUCCUGUCAUUGUUCUUCAUCCCCUGCAUAAUUUUUGUUUGUUCUAUGCAGUACCUUUCCUUUAUCGUGAAAUGGCAUUAUUGAUUCUUCAUCUGUGUUAUUUUGGCCAUUCUUGUUGUUUCCAGACAUUGUAUGUCUUUGUAAUAACAGCGGUCUUGCUUUAGUCUGUAAAUUUUUUGUAUCAUAAAAUGCAUAACGUAGUCAAUUUCUGCAUUUUUUGGAAUGAUGUAAACAUUCGUCUUGACUUUCGACUUGCCUUGUCUGUUCUGAUGGAGUAACCAAGUGAUUAUAUUGAUGAAACUGAGUAAUAACUACAAGUUUGUCUUUGACAAAAUUUAUUUGUAAAUAUCGGUCGUAUUGUUGCCUUCCUUGUAGAAGGCGGGAGUUGCAAGGUGUUGAAACGAGGCAUGAAAAUAAGAAGUAUAGGGUAGGUUUAGUAGGUUGAAAACAUUUCUCAAAACUAUUUUCUCGCCUUGUAUUCAAUUUCUGUAAUGCACCACACAUGUAGAAGACCCUCCGAUAUUUUGGAAAUUGUAAACAACAGCGUUUUCUCUAUAUUUGCUUUGCUGUGUCAUCUAGUACUUCAAGUUCUACAACUUUCAUUGGAGCUCUCGGCAGCGGUGCUAAGCAUCCUACCCACUUUAUUUUUUACUUUGGAUAUGUAUUGUUCAUCCCUUCCUCAUUGCACAGCUAUUGCAGAUGUAAGUGCAUACUGGAAAUUUGAGCAGUGUUGUGCAUUUUGAAAUUUGUGUAUAUAUUAAGAACUUGGGGGAGCAAGUGAAUGCUGUAACAUCUCGAGCACAAUGAAUCACUAAUGGGUAUAAAAGGGUUCCGGUUCGAUCGUGGUUUCCGGUCACUGUCGGGAUACAGUAUAUGUCAGGUGUUGGCUGCCCGUAGAGCCACCUACAAAUCAUUCCUUGAGCAGUUGAAACAAGUUUCUGAUACUCUGGAAAACUGGCAGUUUCUGUCUGGAAGGUUAUGGGGUUGGUCUGACCUGCGUGACUGCAGAAAACAGUUUCUUGUUUGUUUAUGAGAUCUACUUACAGGUAACCUACCUGUUGCAGCAUGGAAAGUGAUGCGUGUACAUUUUUGUUGGCCGGUCUGUACUGGUUCUACGAAUUUUGUUGACUGGUAUUUUAGCACACCUGUUUGUUUACUGCUUGGUGAUAUGUAAAGAUGGUUCAACUGCUCGUGCAUGUAACUGUACAAAACUAUUGGUAUUAAAACCACUAUCUCAAAUUUA
This is a messenger RNA of Priapulus caudatus, 2100 nucleotides long. Its product is annotated as calmodulin. Bases 184 to 633 code for a protein of 149 amino acids. Gene Ontology annotation, molecular function: enzyme regulator activity; calcium ion binding. The transcript is spliced from 6 exons. The record is from RefSeq and is a predicted model, not a curated record. NCBI's taxonomy places the organism in Eukaryota, Metazoa, Priapulida, Priapulimorpha, Priapulimorphida, Priapulidae.